CUGAGUCCAAUACGAGUAACCCUGCCAAAGUCCAAAGUGUGUAGACACAGCUUCCAUGAGGCAAAGAUUGUGGAGAGACGCUGCCUUAGCAGCCCAGAGAGAAGCCAAACUGCUGGCAUGUUCCUGCGAACAGCGCCACGUACGGCAGAGGCAGAGUCCUGCCAUCAGGAAGCCAGGAUGCAGUGGUCCGAGGAGAAGCCGGGUCUGGGUGCCGCUGACAGCUCGCUCUCUCUUGGACCUGAGGACUUGGUGGACUUGAAGACUUGUGAGCGAACUGCGCAGAAGGUUGCGGAAGCUGGGGCCACGCACACUUUCUCCUUACACUUAGUUAAACGUCUCCUCAGACAGUGCCAUAUAAAUACUGGAGCGAAGAAUCCAGCCAGGCACCAUCCCAGAGUCUAGCGCGGGCUUUCUCACAAAUGUUUGUUGCUGGCUAUGCUGUGAUGGCUGGGGCUGCAGAAAGACUUGUGCUUGGAUAUGACAGCUUCGGGAACAUAUGUGGUAGGAAGAACACUCCUAUAGAAGGGGCACCACUUUCUGGACAGGAUAUGACUAAUAAAAAGUAUGUCUUCCAUCUAAAUUCCUGCAGCCUGGAAAUGCAAAGCCUCAAAAUAAGUUCGCUUUCCUUGUGCGUGUCUAGUUGUCCAGAAGAGCAACUCCACUCUUUGGAAGAUCUCCAGAGUUUUGCAAGGAAUAAUGGUUCUUGUCUUUGCAUUUACAACCUGAAUGUUUCUAGUUACACACUAGAUCCGAGGGCAGCUGAGCUGUGUCCCACACUGCCAGUUCCACCAAGUAAAUCUUUUCCAUUAUUGAAUCGAUGUGUUCCCCAAAGUCCUGAAUGUUACUCCAAGUAUGCCUCUGUCUUGAUAAGCAUGGUUAAUGACAUGGAUGUUUUUCACCGAAUCCUGAGUGGAAUAUUAGCAGGAAGAGAUACUGUGGUAGGACUGAGUGUCCUUGCACUAGCCUUCUCUCUUAUGCUGGUUUUAGCCUUCAGAUUUAUUGGGACGCUUCUUGUGCAUACUUUGAUUGCACUGCUUGUGUUUGGUUUAUUGUUUGUCUCAGGUGUUCUCUGGUGGCUCUAUUAUGACUACAGGAAUGAUCCCAGCACUGAAUUGGAAACAGAAAAGGAAAAUGUAAAAUUUCUACUUGGAUAUGCUAUCUUCUCAACAGCAGUUACUGUUGUUCUGCUUUCCCUUAUACUUGUACUGAGGACGAGACUUCAGUUCACUGUACAGCUCUUUCGAAAUGUCAGUGAAAUCGUUGGCAGAAUUCCUUUCCUCCUGUUCCAGCCACUCUGGACCUUUCUUAUUCUCAUGAUGUUCUGGGUGUUUUGGGUUGCUGUACUGCUUAGCUUAGGAACUGCAGGUACUGCACAGACUACUUCAGGAGGACAAGUGGAACACAGAGCUCUGUCGGGAAUUUGCUACCUGGUGUGGUAUCAUUUUGUUGGCCUUAUCUGGACCAGUGAGUUCAUUCUUGCCUGUCAACAAAUGACAAUUGCUGGAGCAGUGGUCACUUGUUACUUCAACAGAAAUAAAACUAGCCCACCACCUCACCCAGUCCUGUCUUCCAUAUCAGUUCUUUUUUGCUAUCAUCUAGGAACUGCCAUAAAAGGCUCCUUUCUAAUUGCAAUACUGAGAAUACCAAGGAUUGUUCUCUUAUCCCUUUAUAAUGCCCUAAAACAAAAGGAGAGUGCGUGUGCCAAGUGCCUAUUCAAGUGCUGUUUCUGCUGGUGUUGGUGCCAGGGGAGUUGCUUGAGAUACUUUAACCAGGCAUACACAGCUACAGCCAUAAAUGGGACAAACUUCUGUAUGUCAGCAAAGGAUGCUGUCUGUAUUUUGGAGAAGACCUCUGCUAGACUUGCAUCCAUCAGCUGGUUUGGAGAUUUUCUCCUGUUUCUAGGAAAGGUGUUUGUUGUAUGUUUUACUGUUUUUGGAGGACUGAUGGCAUUUAACUACCAUCGGGAGCUGCAAGCUUGGGUGGUUCCUCUGCUGCUGACUGGAUUUUUUGCCUACCUGAUGUCCCACAGCUUCCUGUCUGUGUUUGAAGUGACAGCAGAUGCCAUGCUCCUUUGCUUUGCUAUUGAUAUGGAAACAAACAGUGGAUCUGCAGAGAAGCCAUACUUUGUGGAUCAGGAGCUGCUGACCUUUGUGAGUCAAAGUCACAACUUAGCAGAAAGACAACAGCACAGAAGCAUGAGACCUUUCCAAGACCAUGAAGAUGGGAUGGAGCUGCAGCCUAUGACAUGAAUUUGAAGUGCCCUGGGGAGCAUGGAGGCAGACCAGCAGUACCAAAAACAGUCCUGGAAGAAAAGCAAAGGUUACCAAGACCCCAGGACAGAGCAUUAGUGCUCUAAAUCACUGCACUGGUAAAAUGACACACAGCCUGCUUGUAUCAAUAGUGGAUUUUGUGUGCCAGCACCUCCCAUUUUCAUCAAUGCCCUUCUUAUGGUGGUCUGAAAGUUGCUAAUAAACUCCUUGUAAAUUUU
Pogoniulus pusillus (Red-fronted tinkerbird) is the source of this 2488-nucleotide messenger RNA. It is a transcript of the gene SLC44A3, whose product is annotated as solute carrier family 44 member 3. The coding region runs from base 420 to 2249 and encodes 609 amino acids. The record is from RefSeq and is a predicted model, not a curated record. Lineage: Eukaryota; Metazoa; Chordata; Aves; Piciformes; Lybiidae. Gene Ontology annotation, biological process: transmembrane transport. The transcript has 15 exons. Gene Ontology annotation, molecular function: transmembrane transporter activity.